AUGGGUUCUUCAGAGGAGAAACUUCCAGAGUUCUUCAAAACUUUUCGCCCAGAUCAUUAUUCUGAGACCAUGAAAAUCCCAGAUGCUUUUCUGGAACAUUUAAGCACAAAAAUCCCUAAGAAAGUUAUCCUGAAAAAUUGUUUUGAUGACCAUUGGCCUGUUGGAAUUGUUGAAAACGAGGAUGGCUUGUUUUUCCAAGAAGGAUGGUCUAAGCUUGUCUCCGAUUAUCCACUGUUAGGGGGAGAAUUUAUGGUGUUUAAAUAUGACGGAUACUCUACAUUUGAGAUCAGAACUCCGAAUACAAGUCAUUUCAAGAAGCAACCAGUUACCGGGUGUUUUGCAGGCCAAGAAGAAGCAAAGACGCCAACAGAAGAGGACAAUGAAGAUGAAGAAGAUUUAGUCGUGGACCAAGCUGAGAAUUCGGCUAUAAGGAAGAACCUUGGCAGGGGAGGAAAUUAUUCAUUCACUGGAUACCAUGUCAAGAACCUUGGAAAAGGAAUAACAGACUUAUUUCCAUCCAACAACCCCUUUUUUGUUACAAAAAUUAGAAAGAAUGACGGCAGAAAGGACUUGCGUGUUGUUGGUGGCACUGCUUGCAGUGGGGAGGAGAGAGAAGCAGGCAACAGUGCACGAAGGGUGCAGGAAGAUGCAGGGGCUGCUCGUGGUUGCUAUUAG
Messenger RNA from Spinacia oleracea (spinach), 675 nucleotides. Its product is annotated as B3 domain-containing protein At3g06220-like. NCBI's taxonomy places the organism in Eukaryota, Viridiplantae, Streptophyta, Magnoliopsida, Caryophyllales, Amaranthaceae. The coding region runs from base 1 to 675 and encodes 224 amino acids. Gene Ontology annotation, molecular function: DNA binding. The record is from RefSeq and is a predicted model, not a curated record. The transcript is spliced from 4 exons.